This is a messenger RNA of Penicilliopsis zonata CBS 506.65, 1175 nucleotides long. RefSeq lists its product as hypothetical. The record is from RefSeq and is a predicted model, not a curated record. Lineage: Eukaryota; Fungi; Ascomycota; Eurotiomycetes; Eurotiales; Aspergillaceae. Bases 1 to 825 code for a protein of 274 amino acids. The transcript has 2 exons.
AUGGCUCGGAUCCAAAACAGAAUGAAAACAAAGUACAGCAGCCAGGGGAAGGCCAGAAGGGCUAGAGAAGACUCUUCUACCCCGGGAUCGAGCGAGGGGUCUGAUUCGGAGUGGGAACCAGCGUCACAGUUAAAGCGUGAUCGCCCGCUUAAAGCUGGUGGAUCGGCUCGCCGCCCACGUCUUCGAGGGCAACAAUCCAAGAAAGACGGAGCGCGUCCCUCUGAUGACGAGCCCGAUCCAAGGGAGAUUCCUGCGGGACUUGACCAUCGCAUCAAACUCAGCGAUGUCCGGGCAAGGAUGCAUGCUGAGUUCCGUCAGGAUGUUGACACCUUGCAGCAGCGCAACGGGCGUUUCCGCGCCGCUCUCGACAUGGUGGCCUGGGGCUCGAGCCACAGAAAGACCACGGCAAUGAAAGCCCGGCUCGCGCGGAAGAUGGAGGAGCUUGGCAUCAAUCUCCGGCUCAAUUUGACCCGCGGGAUGACCCCGGGUCUCGUCAACCUGGAGCUGGGCGAAGCGGGAGGCAGGGUGCCCAGGAGACCAGGCAGCGACGACAGGCUCAGCAAUCUCCAGUCUCCCAUCGAUGGCGAGGAGACGGCGAGCGAGGACACGGAUUUUGAAGGCCUCGCCAGCCUUCCGUCGCCCUUCUCCUGGCAAUACCAUCCUACCGAUGGGACGAUGAUCCUCAGGGAGCAAUCAAUUAGUGAUCUCCGGAUCAAGCCUUCGUCCAGCGACCUGGAUGCACAUUUCUUCCUGGACAUCGACCCCAGCUACUCCCUGCUGGACCCCAGCUCCAAUCCGCUCUCCCCGGGUGUCUGGCCAUUCUAGGCGUGGGUGGCCGUCGACCUUGUCGUCGUUCUUCUUUUUUUGCUUCUCUGGUCUUUCUUUUCUUGGAGUUAUUGUGGUGGUUUCUGGCCUGCUCUCAACGGGGUGGAAUCAUGCAAUUGAUACCAAUGAGCAGUGGAUUUAAUUAUUAUUUCAUGUCAAUGCUUUUGUUGUCUUUUCCCUUCGAGGCGUUCCAAAGUACCUGUUUCUCGACUUUCAAGAUCAUUGUCCAUAUUUGUUAUCCUUUGCUUCUCCCUUCUCAAUUAUGACUUGUUAUUCUUCUAAGUUUAUUCUCCUCUUUUUCAUGCUGCACUCCUGUUCUUAGUCGCUGACGGUGUUCCUGCUCCUAGAUC